AUGACCACUGCUGAUUUACCCGCUCUUUUUGUGGUUGGCGAGCACGCUGUGUCGACGGUAUUCGAGGUACCACCUUCGACAGCGGUUGAUGGGCAAGAUCGGACGGAGGUGGACCAUUCUUCUGGUGGUCCAUCACCGUCGUCGCUUGCCGCCACUAUGGAUAUCGAUGAGCUUGAGGCAUCGGUGCCUCCCUCUACCGCCUCUCCGAAUGUCUACAGGACACGUUGUUGCACAGAUGGCCCCGACACGACUGCGAACAAUUCUCACAUGGCCUCCCCUCUCUCUCCUGGUUUGGAAGCAGUGCUUGCAGCGCAGGACACUGAUUCAAUUUUACCCAUAGACAGUCAGGAUCGUGUCAUGGCUGGUCCGCUGCCGGCCAUUCCACGUAAUGAAUCACCUUCACCGGAUGCCGUGGAAGCGUGGAACGCGGUCGCUGCGGUUCAACGCGAGGCGGAUGAUCAUGCCGCUACGCUUGCGUCCUCUCGUAGGCAAAAAGCACGGGUGAUGCCCGCACCGAGGUUGGGCUGCCCACAACCAGUUGCAUCCGGUGUAAUCGUUGAAGUUGCUAAGUUACUGCAGCCGACAUCACCCUGCGUGCGGCUGACGAGUGAGGAGGUUUCAGAGCGCAAUCGCCAAAAAAAACAGAACGGCAUCGCUAUCGCGACGUGGAGGCGACGGACAUCGUCGACACCAGUACUACCAGCGAAUGGUGAAAAAUUUUCGAUCUGGAUUGAACAAUAUUUCUCUCAGUUGGUAUCACUGAUCACUUCGCUACCGUACCCACUCAUGGAGCUUACACAUGGGGACGAUCAGAGCUGUUUAAAUUUGGUCAAUCCAUUUGCUGCAAUUCUCAGCUUGCGCUGA
Molecule: messenger RNA, 864 nt
Organism: Peronospora matthiolae
Lineage: Eukaryota; Oomycota; Peronosporomycetes; Peronosporales; Peronosporaceae
Source: the annotation of a GenBank genome assembly